Messenger RNA from Durio zibethinus, 4950 nucleotides. RefSeq lists its product as uncharacterized. Lineage: Eukaryota; Viridiplantae; Streptophyta; Magnoliopsida; Malvales; Malvaceae. The record is from RefSeq and is a predicted model, not a curated record.
UCCACCAAAGCCAAAAAUUAAAAAAUAAAAAAAAAGAAAUUUCUCUAUAUAAUGUGCAAGUUGUUAGCCCUAGGGUACACACUUAAUUAGAUUCCCUUUCUUUUAUUUUGUUGAAGCUUUAGAUUUCAAUCUCUCUUUCCUUUUGAUCAGGUGUUUCUUACUGGUUCUGUUGUUAGGUUAUAUGAGAGACAAUGAAUUGAUUUGGGAAUUUUGCCUUUUAAAUAGGGAUAGAUUUCAGGGUAUGGUUUAAAAUAAUUGUUUUGCUGGAAGUUAAUUUUAAUCUAAAAGCUGGUAAGAGAGAAGAAGGCGAGGCGAAAAUUUUGGAAUCAUGCCGGUAUCUGGAAAUGAAGAGAUGGGAGUUAAACCCAGUGUUGGGCAGUUUAGUGAAUACAAUGCAGGUAUUCCAAUAAAGAAAAGGAGGUAUCCCUUGAUUUGCUCACCUUCUCAACCGACUGAAGAUUCGCCUUUACUAUCAACUGAAAAUGAAUCAGAGCAGAAAGGAGUUUCUAGUCCGCUUCAGGGUUCAGCUAUUUCAAAUGAUAGCAUUGUUGCAACGAGCUCAAACAUCGGUGGUGUUGAAGCAAGUUUAAACACUAGUGGUGCAGUAGGGAGUUCAAAUGCUAGUGUAGCUGCUGGGAAUUUAACUGUUACUGGUGCAACGAGUUCAAACAUCAGUGGUGGUGAAGCAAGGUUAAACACUAGUGGUGUAGUAGGGAGUUCAAAUGCUAGUGUAGCUGCUGGGAAUUUAACUAUUACUGGUGUUGCAGCUAGUUUGAAUGCUGGUAGUAUUGCCGCAAGUUCUACUUCUCGUAUUGUUACAGCAAGUUCUACUGCUAGUAGUGUUACAGCAGGUUCUAAUGCUAGUAAUGCUGUGGAAACUUCUAAUUCUAGUGGUGUUGCAGCAAGGGUUUCAAAUGUUAGUAGUAUUGCAGCAAGUGUUUCCUGCUUUUCUGAUGCAAGUGAGAGAUCUUUAACUGAGAAAGAGAAGAAAAGUUCUGAUGAUACAGAUGGCAGCAUGGUGCAGGGUAAUAGUAACCUCCUUAGGGUAAAACUUGAAGAACAAAGCUUUACUGUUCACUCUAGGACUUUGUUUGAUAGUGACAGCCAAGGGAAGCUUGUGGCAACUGGAGAAUCUGACAAUAUCCUGAGAAAGUCAACAGAAUCUGAGUUGGACUUAGUAGGCAAUGAUCCUCGGUCUUUGUUUGGUACUGACAGCAAAGGGAAGCUUGUGGCAACUGGAGAAUCUGAUAAUAUCCUGAAAAAGCCAACAAAAUCUGAGUUGGACUUAGUAGGCAACGUUCCUCUUACUCUUAAUAUAGGGAAAGUUAUAUAUAGCCAGCAAAAUAGAGAUGGAAAGUGUAGAUCACAAUUACCUACAGUUUCUGGGAACCCUGGAUUAUCAUUAGGUUCAAGGGAAUAUCUUUCAGCUAUGGCUAGUGGAAAUAAUGAGCAUGGUUUUCAAAAUCAGGAAAAGGCAGAACCUGUUUCCUUGAAUCUAUCUUUAAGCAAAGGAGAAUGCAGUGCUCAACUUAAAAGUACCAAUGUCCAGCCUAAUACUAAUGGUGCUGAUAUGCUUGCUGACAGAACAAACUGGGAUUUGAAUACUACAAUGGAUUCUUGGGAAGUUCCUGCCAGUGAUGAUGGUGCAAGCCAAAAAACUACUCAUAUGGAUGAUAUAAAGCCAUUAAUUUGCUCAGCUGGGAUGACUGCUACCAGUAUGCCUAUACAGCGGAAAAUACUUGAAGAGUUUGAGUGCAUACUAUCUAGCCAGCAGUAUAGCGCUGAGGAUUCACUUCGUUUGGGCCUCUCUAUGCCCCAUCUUCAUUUGAACUCCAAGGAAAAACCUUCAGGCUCAUCAGCUGAAGUGGACUUGCGCAAAGUUAUUACAAAUAUCAACUCACCUGGAGAAUCAAUGCCUGUUGCCAAGUUGACCAUGGUUAACUUUAAGCCUGUAAAAUCAGAACCAUUUGAUGAGAGCAUCAAAACUAAUUCUGUUGUAGUUAAAGCCAAACCUAUGGGCUUGUUAAAUAGUACAAGGGUGAAGUGUGAAUUAGUUGAAAAGUGCAGUUCAGAAAGUUCAAAAUCUUCAAGUCUCAGUCCCUUAAAUUCAGUUGAUGUUAGAUCCAUAAAACCUGAACCAGUGCUCGAGGGUAACCAGGAAACACCAAAGAGAAUGGAGGGAUCAUUGAAUCAAUCGGAUGACCAAAUGCUACGUCCUCUGGAUACUGCAACAGUACCUACUUCUACUGAUUUGUCAUUACAUGGUGAUGUGUCAACUCACGUGGAACAUUUUAUUCAAGCCAAAGAAAUUAAGCCUUGUGGUGAGGCUGAAGAUGCUUCUAAAAUGAUUUCUUCUGAGGUGCAUGAUGUUAAUGAAUUAAAGAUUUCCGGUAAAAUAGAUAACUGUACUUCCCAGAAUAAGAAUGUUGAAGAUCCUGAUCAUUGCAGACUGAAAUUUGUGGAUGUAAGACUGCCUGAUUCAAGGGGAACAGUUGAGGGUUCUGUAAGUGAUGAGGAAAAAAUUAAUUUAUCAGGUGACAUUCAAGAGGAAGAUUCAUAUGGCUCUAAUUAUGAGUCAGAUGACAAUCGAGAGUUAGCUGCAGCUAUGGAUAUGGAACAUGAUGGUAGUGCAGAAGAUGAUUUUGAAGAUGGUGAGGUCAGAGAACCUGUAGAGAACACUGAGAUAGGGACUCCAAUAUGUGAGAGGCGAGAGGCAAGAAAUGGAAAUGAUGGUGAUUCUGGUUAUAGAAACUCAGAGUUUGUAGGGUUUGUUGGUGAUAAAAAUCCAUUUUCAUCCUCUGUCAAAGUAAAAGAAACUCAAGGAGAAGACCCUGGUAAAACAAGUGAAGAUAAUACUAAUGAAUGUAUUGACACAACUGUCAAUCAGGAUUCCACUACAGAAGCUGAUAAAGAGGUCUGUUUGCAAGAAUCAUCAGCUGUUGAUAUGCAUUCCAGUCCAACUGGCAAAAAGAGACCCAUUAAGGCCAUGCCAAGAAAAGCACUUGAUGUAUCAGAAACUGAGGAUACUGUUAAAGUGCAAGAGGGAGAGCAAACGUCUAUCGAAGCCUCUGAUACAAGCCAGGGAACUUCAGUGACCAUUGCUCCAGGUGCAGAUGCUGCUAAAAAAAUUAAUUCAGAAGGAAACAGCAAUUCAGUUUUACCUAAGGCAGAAGCAUUUUUAAAUGGUGAUGAUGCAGGUAAGGAUGUCAACGAUGGAGGUAAUAGGAGUCGGAUUAUAAACUUAUCUCGAGCUUCUAAUCUGUCAUCUCCUGGCAGAACAAGAUCUAUUUCAGGCAGGACAUUGCAGUCGCAAGUUGGAAGAGAGAGAUUGCCUGAUGUUGCCCUUGAAGGAGAUAAGUUUCAUCCUCGAGGGAGAGAUGAAGCUUACGGUGACAGUUCACAUAGAUUCUCAAGAGAGAGGCAUCAUGAUCAGCCAUCCAGAAACAAUAGAAUAAGUUUUAUGCGUGGAAGAGGUAGGAUUUCGAGUCGGAUAGACACCCUACGUGGUGGUCGGGAUUCAGAAUGUAACUUUGCUUCAGAGUUUUAUAAUGGUCCUACAGAAUUUCGUGUUGUCAGACAUAAAUAUGCAUCUGCUGUUUCUGAUGCAGAUCUUAACUUUAGUAGCUAUAAUAAUGGGCAAGAUGGUGCAUAUUUUGGUGCUGGACGAGGUGGGAGAAAGAUUUUGAGUGAUGAUUCAUCAAUUUUCCCCCACUUACCCCGAAGGAGGCGGUCUCCUGGUGGAAGAGAUGGACCUGCUGCAUGCGGGCUUCCAUCGGUUCGCAGAGUUCCAAGAAAUCUUAGUCCAAGUAGAUGCAUUGGUGAAGAUGGAUCUGAAUUAGUUGGAUUGAGGCAUAUGAGAGGUUUUUCUGAUGACCAUACAGACCCAAUGUUUGCACACUCCCAACCUUCAUUUGAGGGAUUAGAUGGUCCUUUUGCUAGGGGGAACAGGGAGUUUCCAUCUGUUCAGAGAAGGGGUCUUCCACGAACUCAUUCAAAGUCUCCGACAAGACCACGAACUCGCUCACCUGGUCCAUGGGCUUCUCUUAGGAGAAGAUCACCCAAUGGAUUUGGAGGGCCUUUGGAAUUACGUAAUCGAAGAUCAUCACCAAUUUACAGGAUGGGGAGGAUGAGAUCACCUGAUACUUAUUUCGCUGGAGAAAUGGUUCUUAGAAGACAUGGAUCUCCUCCAUAUUUGUCUCGACCGUCUAAUGAUUUGCGGGAUCUGGAUCCUGUUCGAGAUCAUGGUCAUCCAAGGUCUGGCAUCCCUAAUAGGAGCCCAUCUGGUCGUGUUUUACUUAGAAACAGUAGACGUUUGGAUAUUGUAGAUCCUCGAGAAAGGAAUGAUGGUGAUGAUUACUUUUGUGGGCCCAUGCCAUCUGGCAGGUUUCAUGAGCUUGGUACUGAUGGAAAUGCUGAUGAGAGGAGAAGGUAUGGUGAUAGACGAGGACCUGUUCGGCAUUUUAGGCCUCCUUAUAGUGGUGCUGAUAGUGAGAAUUUUCAUCUUAAUGCUGAGGGUGGCCCUAGAUCCUUUAGGUUCUGUACAGAAGAUGAUCCAGAGUUAAGUGAAAGAGGAAAUAUGAGGGAAAGGGAAUUUGAUGGACGGAUCAAAAAUCAACCUGGGAAUGCUCCUAGGAGGACAAGAAACAUUGAGGAGCAGGAGGGAAAUUUCAGGCAUGGUGGUCAAGUUUGGCAUGAUGAUGGAUUUGAUGAUAUGUCACGAGUGAAACGAAAACGGUUUUGAGUAGGUUUGUUUAUGCCAUUAGUCACUGUUAAUGAUGUAAAUUAUUGGAGCAGCGGGGCCAGAAUCUGUUACUUCCACUUUCUGCAUAGUUAGGGAUACCAUGUUUAGUGUUUACCAUUCUUGACUGUUUUCUGCAUAUGCCAUGAUCCCUUGUUUAGGAUGUAAAAUAAAAUAUGGAAGCAGCUGCUAGCAGAACCAGUUGAUGGUAA